Messenger RNA from Staurois parvus, 504 nucleotides. The record is from the annotation of a GenBank genome assembly. NCBI's taxonomy places the organism in Eukaryota, Metazoa, Chordata, Amphibia, Anura, Ranidae.
GUGCAUGAUGCUGGGCGGCCGUGUGGCAGAACAGAUCUUCUUUGGGCGCAUCACAACUGGAGCACAGAUGACCUGAAGAAGGUCACACAUACCGCGUAUGCACAGGUUGUCACGUUUGGAAUGAGCAAGAAGCUGGGUCAGGUGUCCUUCGAUCUUGGCCGCCAAGGGGACAUACUUGCCGAUAAACCUUACAGUGAAGCUACAGCAGAGCUGAUUGACCAGGAAGCCAGAGACCUGAUCAGUGCCGCCUAUGACCGAACCCUGGAGCUGCUGACACGCUGCAAGGAUCAGGUGGAGAAGGUUGGGAAGCUGUUGCUGGAGAAGGAAGUCCUGGAGAAAUCGGACAUGAUCGAGCUGCUGGGCCCCCGACCUUUCCCUGAGAAGUCCACCUAUGAAGAGUUUGUAGAAGGGACGGGCAGUUUUGAGGAGGACAUCACCUUACCUGAGGGUCUUAAAGACUGGAAUCAGGAAAAGACAGACGGAGAUGCAGAGAAGACGCCAUAG